Molecule: messenger RNA, 1188 nt
Organism: Hypoxylon fragiforme
Lineage: Eukaryota; Fungi; Ascomycota; Sordariomycetes; Xylariales; Hypoxylaceae
Exons: 2
Coding region: 150-902 (250 amino acids)
Source: RefSeq, a predicted model, not a curated record
UCCCGCGAUCGUGGAAACCAAUUAGAGAAUGGAUUCUUGACAGUUUAAGAACUUUAAAUCUUCAACUUAUUUAAUUUAUAUACCAGAACCCCCGAAUUAUUCCCUCAAAUUGGCCACAAACUUGCUACACUUCUUAUUUUCUUGGCACAAUGGCUAAGGAAAGAGCAGACAACCCUCGCAAGGAGAAGAGCGAGAAGGCAGAGAAGAAGGUGUCCAAGGACAAGGUGAAGAAAUCCAAGGACAAGAAGAGAAAGUCAAAGCACCAAUCUUCUUCUGAGGCUUCUGAUAAUGAGUCAAUUGAUGUUGAAGAUGCCCCUGAAGUAGUAGAGGAGUCUUCAGAGACCAAGCCCGAAAUGUCCAAGAAGGACAAGAAGAAGGACAAAAAGGAAAAGAAGGAAAAUAAAGCAAAGAAGGCAGCAGAGACCGAAUCCAACGGAGCAUCCGACCACGAGGACAAUGGAGUUGCUCUCUUCACGAUCGACACAAACCCUACCAAGGUUAUUCCCAAGACUCGCGAGGAAGAAGAUGCAACAGAGGACGACCCCAAAAUCACGGUGCCACCCAGCGGCCUCAACAGACAAGCCCGCCGACGAAUCGAUUUAAUAGAACGACAACGCGAGAAGAUCCAGAAAGAACUGGGUGUGCCUGUAGGAUCUCUGGAGAAGGCGGAUGAGGUACAAGCUAUCCUGGACAAGUGGACCAAGGACUUCGACGACAAGGCGGCGAUUCGCACGGAGAAGAAGCGCAAGCGCCACGAGAAGGACGCGGCUCGACUCCGAAACAAGAGGGGCAAGGUCCUCACCGGACGCCGACUCAAGGAGCGCACGAAGUUUGUCAAUAAGUUAGAGAAAGAGAAGGCUAGGAAGCAGCAGGCUGGUAUCUCUGCCAAUACCGAAGCAUGAUCAAGCCACUACUACUAUCUCCUUCUCUCUCAAUCAAGAUAAGAGUUCUCAGGCGUUGCAAGGCGUGGAUAUACCAAAAAAUUUGCUUGCUUUCUUGGGUUUGCAUCCAUCACAAUUCAAGAGUAUGAAAUCAUAUAGAUGCAAACAGGGUCGCAUUAGGUACAUACCUAUGCUGUAUCACGAAGACAAUUCGCUCACUCAGCGGAACGAAUGGUAUGGCACUUGUUACGAAUAGUUAGCAUUUGACCACAAUGAAUAAUAAAACUUCAUAAGGAACCGUGAAACA